This is a messenger RNA of Perognathus longimembris pacificus (Pacific pocket mouse), 373 nucleotides long. Its product is annotated as guanine nucleotide-binding protein G(I)/G(S)/G(O) subunit gamma-10. Gene Ontology annotation, cellular component: heterotrimeric G-protein complex. The record is from RefSeq and is a predicted model, not a curated record. Gene Ontology annotation, molecular function: G-protein beta-subunit binding. Bases 33 to 239 code for a protein of 68 amino acids. Lineage: Eukaryota; Metazoa; Chordata; Mammalia; Rodentia; Heteromyidae. Gene Ontology annotation, biological process: G protein-coupled receptor signaling pathway. The transcript has a single exon.
CCACCGCCCUCGGGUACCCCACAGCCGACGCCAUGUCCUCCGGGGCCAGCGUCAGCGCCCUGCAGCGCCUGGUGGAGCAACUCAAGCUGGAGGCCGGCGUGGAGCGGAUCAAGGUCUCCCAGGCAGCCGCAGAACUUCAGCAGUACUGCAUACAGAAUGCCUGCAAGGAUGCCCUGCUGGUGGGUGUUCCCGCAGGAAGCAACCCCUUCCGGGAACCCAGGUCCUGUGCUUUAUUUUAAAUAGAAAAGAAGUUCGCUGAGGAAUGCCUUCAAGUACAAAGUGACGAAUGCCUCCAAGUCUCAAGAAAACACUUUUCUCUAGCCAAAUGACUAUUAGAUCUAUUUCACAUCUUUUCUGUGGCCUGGUUGUAUUA